AUGGACGUGUUUGAUAAUUAUUGUCCUAGUUCUCAGGCUCUAACAUUUUUUGAUCCGGACGAAGGUCUAAUUGGUGCUGAUACCCAAGGACCGGACUUUGACGUGAUUGACUUUACUUUACCGACACAGUCGCAAACGCAGUCCUCACAUAUUGAUGUCAAGUCUAGUGUUGACAAUGAUGAUUCAAUUUCUACAGAUCCCAAUAAGAAUGUUGAACGUCUUGUCGAGGAUGUUGAUAAUCUGAACCUACGUGCUUUGGAUGAUGAUGCAGAAACGAUGGUUGAGGAACUUCCAGAACACGCAUGUGCCUAUUGUGGCAUUAGUGACCCAGCCCAUAUUGUCAACCACCUCGUCCGAUCAAGAUACAAGGAGGUUUCACUCCACAAAGACAGUCCACUAAAGGACACUAUUCUAGAAUGCUAUGUGUGCGGUUCCCGAAAUGUAUUUCUUCUUGGUUUUGUGCCGGCAAAGGCAGAAUCAGUAGUGGUGUUACUGUGCAGACAUCCUUGCGCAAACCAAAAUAAGGACAUGAAUUGGGACCCAACUCAAUGGCAACCGCUUAUUCAAGAUCGACAAUUUUUGUCUUGGCUCGUUAAAGUCCCUAGUGAUGAAGAACAAGCAAAGGCGCGUCAAAUAUCUGCUCAACAAAUAAAUCGUUUGGAGGAGUUGUGGAAGGAAAAUCCGGAGGCCGAAGUUAUUGAUUUGGAAAAACCUGACUUCUCAGAUGAGGUUGCCUUGGAGAUGGAAUCUAUUCCCGAAAUGUUUACCAAUGCUCCCUCAUAUACAGUCGUGUUCAAAUGGAAGGGAACUACCUACGACAGGAUGAUUACUGCCGUCUUUAAUGUUAACAAAAAUUUGGAAGACUAUAUAAAGUUAAGGAUUCUCGGCCGUGAAAUGGAGGACAUGGUUUUGAAAUGCAAUCUCCCGAAGCGUUAUUCAGCUCCCGGACUUCCUGAGCUGAAUCACAGUCAGGUUUAUGCAGUGAAAACUGUUCUUCAGCGUCCUCUCAGUUUGAUUCAAGGUCCGCCCGGAACUGGGAAAACGGUUACUUCCGCCACAAUCGUGUAUCAUUUGAGCCAAAUACAUAAAGGAAAGGUUUUGGUUGUUGCUCCUAGCAACACAGCCGUUGAUCAGUUGUGUGAAAAGAUUGACCAAACGGGUCUUAAAGUCGUCCGAGUGUGUGCUCGUUCGAGAGAGGCGUUGGUUUCUCCAGUCUCGCGGUUAACUCUCCACGUUCAAGCUCAAAAUGUCAAUGGACAAACAGAACUGCGAAAGUUGCAACAACUAAAAGAUGAAGCUGGUGAAUUAAGUAAAGACGAUGAAAAUCGAUAUAGAACCUUGAAAAAGGCGUUGGAGGAUGAAAUCCUCCAUGCUGCGGACGUAGUUUGCUGUACAUGCGUGACUGCUGGAUCAAAACGAUUGUGGAUGAGUUUUCAUUCCGUACUGAUCGAUGAAUCAACACAAGCAACUGAGCCCGAAUGCUUAAUUCCUCUGAUGGUCGGAUGCCGUCAGGUAGUUCUCGUUGGCGACCACUGUCAACUGGGACCGGUUAUUACGUGCAAAAAAGCGGCCAAAGCUGGACUUACUCAAAGUCUCUUUGAGCGCCUCGUUCUCCUCGGUAUUCGUCCCAUCCGCUUGCAGGUCCAAUACCGUAUGCAUCCGGCGUUAUCUGCCUUCCCAAGCAACGUGUUUUAUGAGGGAAGCUUGCAAAAUGGUGUGACCACGGAGGAUCGCUGCAAAAAGAUUGAUUUUCCAUGGCCUAAUCCUGAUAGACCCAUGUUUUUCUACUGCACCACAGGUCAAGAGGAGAUAUCUGGUAACGGGGUCUCUUAUCUUAAUCGAACGGAAGCUGCGACUGUCGAGAAAAUUGUGACUAAAAUGCUGAAAGUGGGUGUUAAUCCUGCUACAAUCGGUGUUAUUACUCCUUACGAGGGCCAGCGUGCUUACAUUGUGCACUACUUCCACCAGUCUGGUUCGCUGAACUCCAAGCUUUACCAGGAGGUUGAAGUUGCUAGUGUGGACGCUUUCCAAGGUCGUGAGAAGGACUACGUAAUUCUCUCUUGUGUGCGUGCGAAUGAACAUCAGGGAAUAGGUUUUCUGAACGACCCACGACGUCUUAAUGUCGCUCUCACACGCGCUAAGUUUGGCAUGAUCGUUGUUGGCAAUCCCAAGGCUCUUUGCAAACAACCGUUGUGGAACCACUUGUUACACUUCUACAAGGAUCAGCAUUUGCUUGUCGAAGGUCCACUGAAUAACCUAACUGAAUACGUACUCAACUUUCCGAAGCCAAAGGUUCCAUAUAGUUACAAACCGGGAACCCAUAGUUUUAAUCAGUUGGCAGCGACGCUCGCCCAAGUUGCAGCGGACUCCCGUUCAAAGUUGGCUGCGCACCAAAGUGCCUUGGCUCAGUCCCAUGGAGCCGCCUCCUCGAAUUUUUCAACUCCAGCGAUAAACUUCAUGCAAGCAAUGGCAGCAGCGGCCGCUUCCUACUUCGGCACCGGUGGAGCUGGGAACCCUAAUGUCGUGAAUUCAGGGUCUUCAAACAAUACGGCCAAUCACGCUGCUGCCUAUGCGGUUGCAGCAGCCGCUGCUGCCCAUCAGGGUGUGGCUUUUCCGAGACCCGAUCACCAACCUGGGUUCGGCGCAGUCAAUCCAUACCUAUUCGACCAAAUGGGCUACAUUAGCCCCAACCAACAGUUUGCUACUGCAAAUGCAAAUUCCAACUUGCCUAUACCACUGAGCAUGAUGUACAAUCCAACUGGACGUUCGGGCCGAACACAGGACUCGAACUUCUAUGGAGCCAUGAGAACGCAGCAAGAUGUUGGGAUUGGUAUAACAAAUUCUCGCCCAUCUGGGUCCAUGGCUCCUCGCUACAACGCCUCUCGCCAGCAGCGCUUAGGAACAUCGGCCGCCAACCAGCAAAAUACAAUGAACACGCAGUCCGUAUUACUUUCUCAGGCAGCCGGUGCAAAUGUAAAUGGAAACGUUGUUGGUAUGCUCUCUCAACAAGGGGGUGCUAGCUGGUCCUCCAGCCGCUACGCUGUUGAUGGAUUUUCGGGUAAAAUAUCAGAAGGAACGAGUCAACAGGGCGUGGGUCAUAUGGAACUAACAGGCCUUUCCCAAGACAGUGUGGCGCUCGAUUUCACCUCAGGAGCUAGUCAAAUAGACAAUCUCCUCUUGUCUCAGGAUGCCGCAUUUCAGGGCCCUGCGGCCGGUGCGUUAUCCUCCGACAGGUCGGGCAAGAAUCCGCUCGGACUAACCAUCGAUGGCCUCGGCUUCACUGAUGUGCCCGAUACUAUUAAUGGUGCAGCAAAUGAUGUCUCUGGUCCCUCCGGAGCUCCUUUAUCACAGUUUUACGUCCGGAGGUAUGAUGUAAUUGUGCGCAAGAAGUUGAAGACGACACCCAACUUUGAAGAUGACUGUAGACUAUUCCUUUUCCCCGUAACUGUGUUGGCUUGUACCUGCUCAUGUGGGGGUCGGGUCAUAUCCGAUUUUGACCGGACGCUGUCCAAAUGCUUCAACGAUGACGGUCAGGUGAACCCUACUUGUCAUGGAAUUAUGGAAUCCGAUCCUGAAAUAACAAGUGAAGCUCGCAACAAGUUGAGCAUGCUGAAACAAACCUAUGGGUCUCUGGAAUUCGACAAGUAUAUCCCUCACUCACUGAAAAAUCCUUAUAUGUUAGAAUGGUGGGACAUCGCUCAUCGAGUCAUUACGUCCUGCAAUGUUCAUAGAGACACUUUGAAAAUGACCCUAUAUGGUAGCAAUUUUCAGCUCAGGGAUAGGGUCCCUGACUUCAUGUCAACUUUAAAUAGGCAUAAUAUCCCCAUGGUGAUCUUCUCGGCUGGCCUUGGGAAUAUUAUCGAAUGGAUAUUAGAAAAGGAAGGUCUUCUCUACGAAAAUGUUAAGGUCGCCUCCAACUUCAUGAAAUUCAAUGAAAAGGGGCUACUCGUCAGUUUCCAAUCGCCAUGCAUUCACACAUUUAACAAAACUUUUGGCGGCCUUGCUUUGAGCGAUGAGGAUCGUAGCGUUUUUUCGAAGAGGCGUUGCAUUAUGCUUCUGGGUGAUUCCCUAUUCGAUCAUCGUAUGGCCGACGGAUUGAUUGAAGAGGAUAUAAGGGAGGACAUUAGUGAAAGUAGCACAUCAGUCAUCCUUAAAAUUGGUUUCCUGAACGAAAAGAUAGAAACACUACUGGAUGAAUAUAUGAACCUCUAUGAUAUUGUUCUUACAAGCGACGGUGGCUUUGAACUUCCUUUGGAAAUUGUCAGCUGCAUUAUUGAGUCGGAGCAACCGAAGCGAAAGUGA
Molecule: messenger RNA, 4302 nt
Organism: Echinococcus granulosus
Lineage: Eukaryota; Metazoa; Platyhelminthes; Cestoda; Cyclophyllidea; Taeniidae
Product: Regulator of nonsense transcripts
Exons: 16
Coding region: 1-4302 (1433 amino acids)
Biological process (GO): nuclear-transcribed mRNA catabolic process, nonsense-mediated decay
Cellular component (GO): cytoplasm
Molecular function (GO): RNA binding; DNA binding; 5'-nucleotidase activity
Source: RefSeq, a predicted model, not a curated record